AUGCUAGCAAAGGUGGGGGGUAUCACGGAUCCGAACCCAGCCGACUGUCUGAUAGACGUGGCCACGCCCAACCCGCAGUGGGCGCGCUACCUGGACGAGUGGGACGCAGUGCUGCUGGAGACCACCACGCACUGGCGUUCGCUCUCUAAAGGGCCGCGCAUGGUCUACACGAAUGAGAAGUGGGGCAAGCUGAGCCUCGACCAGUACCAGGCGCACAGCCAAGCUCUGACGAGCGUUCGCACGCACUUCAGCAAUCGCAAGAGGUUGGGGAAGGAUCUGCCUGUUCCGUUCUUCAUGACGGCUCCCCCCCAGCACAACGCCAAGAAGGUUGGCGGCAAGGGCGUGUGCGGGUCACCUGGUCGGAUGCUGAACGCGAAAGAGAUGGGCAAGCUACAGCGCACCAACGUGCAAAUGAAGCUCUUUCUGCCCAUCCAGCAACGGGUCUUCACUCCAACCUCGGGCGUGCGUCGCUUGGACAUCACCACUAUGAGCGCAUUCCGACCCGAGGCACACAUCGGAGGAUUCAUGGGCGGGAAGAAGAAGGGGUCGCACUGGUACGGUACCACCCUUGAGGCGCCUCAAAAGUCAUUGGUGCCAGACGUGUGGGUCGACCUCUUGUACGAGAUGCUCCGCCGGGAACCUCUAAUCAAACCCUCAUCAACACCACUCCUAACUCCCACUAUCCCUUCCUUUCCUCCCUCACCCCACCAGAAGAAGAAAGGGUCCGACUGUCUGCACUGGUGCCAGCCGGGGGUGCCAGACGUGUGGGUCGACCUCUUCUACGAGAUGCUUCGCCGGGAGCCCCUCAUCAACCCCACUCCUGACGGCCUCUACGCUCCAGCGCCUCCGCCCUCUCCUCCCAAGCCUAGCCCCAAACCGAUUCCCAAACCAAGCCCCGAACCAAGCCCCGACCCGAGUACCAAGCCUAGUCCCAAGCCUGCUCCCAAGCCCAGUCCCAAGCCUGUUCCCAAACCUGCUCCCAAGCCUGCUCCCAAGCCUGCUCCCAAGCCUGCUCCCAAGCCUGUUCCCAAGCCCAGUCCCAAGCCUGCUCCCAAGCCUAGCCCAAAGCCCAGCCCCAAGCCUGCUCCCAAGCCUGUCCCCAUACCUACACCCAAACCCACCACCUCGCCCACCCCAUCCCCCCCAGCUUCCAGCUUCAAGCCCCACGAGCCAGGCAGCCCUGGGGGCUUUAAGUGGCGCUCUGUGCUCUCUGACCCUCCUGUUGAAUCUGAUAAAAUGGCGGCUCUGGCACAAGAAGAUGAGCUGUCUACUGGAGCUUGUUGUAACAAUGUUACCAGCAGAGCAGCCAGUGAGGAAGGGCAGCAGCCGCAGCAACAGCGGCAGCAGCAGCAGCAGCAGCAGCAGCAGCAACAGCGGCAGCAGCAGCAGCAGCAGCAACAGCGGCAGCAGCAGCAGCAGCAGCAGCAGCAGCAGCGGCAGCAGCAACAGCGGCAGCAGCAGCAGCAGCAGCAGCGGCAGCAGCAGCAUCGGCAGCAGCAGCAGCGGCAGCAGCACUAG
Molecule: messenger RNA, 1518 nt
Organism: Closterium sp. Naga37s-1
Lineage: Eukaryota; Viridiplantae; Streptophyta; Zygnematophyceae; Desmidiales; Closteriaceae
Source: the annotation of a GenBank genome assembly